AUGAACACGCAGGCAAAUAUACUGAUCGACAAAGGAGGCCAUGCGAGAUUAAUCGACUUUGGUCUCUCCACCAUCACACAACCCCUUAUCGACCAGUCCCACUUGGCCGCGACAUCCAUACGUCCAGGCGCAAUCCGCUAUGCAGCACCAGAACUCGUUCUACCAGACAAUACCCGUGAGCUACCAGUGCCUCUAGAAAAAGCUGAUAUAUACUCUUUUGGUUGCAUAAUGCUUCAAGUUCUCUUGGGUCGGCGUCCUUGGUCUGAGAUCCCGUCAGAAGCGUUCAUCAUCGUUAGCAUCUCGCAUGGUCAUGGACCGCAACGUCCUGAUGGUCAACCUACCAUAAUAGACUCUGAUUGGAAAUUCAUCCAAAAAUGUCUGCAAUCCGAACCCGAACUUCGGCCUUCGGCAGAUGAAGUGCUUGACUUUGUCAUGCAUAGGUUUUCCUCUCCAGGUAAUUCUACGUAUUUCAUGCUUUCCAACCAUCCACUUACAAGAGCUUCAAGACCCUUGUCACGGCAGUGGACCACCUGA
Messenger RNA from Suillus fuscotomentosus, 534 nucleotides. Its product is annotated as kinase-like domain-containing protein. Bases 1 to 534 code for a protein of 177 amino acids. Gene Ontology annotation, biological process: protein phosphorylation. The transcript is spliced from 2 exons. The record is from RefSeq and is a predicted model, not a curated record. Gene Ontology annotation, molecular function: ATP binding; protein kinase activity. NCBI's taxonomy places the organism in Eukaryota, Fungi, Basidiomycota, Agaricomycetes, Boletales, Suillaceae.